AAACCUUCAAAAUUCGUAUACAAAUGUCCACUACCCCGUCCUAAUUAAAUUGGUUGCAUAUAAUUUCAUACAACACACUGAUCAACGAUGGAAUCUUUCUUUCCUUGAUCUUCUUUUCUCUGAUAUGUUAGUCUGUCCCCAACUCCCUCAUUAUUUUAACAAGGCGGCUAUCUUUUACCAGAUUUUUAGCCAACAUAAAAUCCUCAGGAACAAACAUCUGACCGACGAUGUUGAAGAUGGGUCUUCUUUCUCUCUUUUUUCACUUUCUUUUCCUCUCCAUUUCCAGCGGUGAGAUCUCAAGCCAAGUGGGAAUAAACUACGGCCAGCUUGGGGACAAUCUACCGUCUCCGGAAAAGUCAGUUAAGCUAAUCCAAUCCAUUGGAGCUAAUCGCGUCAAAAUCUACGAUGCAAAUCCCGACAUCCUUAAUGCUCUCAGAGGCACAGAUCUGCAAGUCUCGAUCAUGGUCCCAAACCAACACUUAACCAACAUCUCCACAAACCAAAAACUAGCUGAUUCUUGGAUUCAAUCCAACGUUCUCCCUUUUUACCCCAAAGUCAAAAUCCGAUACCUCCUCGUCGGCAACGAAGUCAUCAGCAGUUCCCCUAAAGAAAUCUGGUACAGCAUCGUACCAGCCAUGCGUAAAAUAAAAAAUGCCUUAAACACCCACAGGCUCAACAAAAUCAAAGUCGGCACCUCAAUGGCAAUGGAUGUCCUGGAAUCAUCGUUUCCACCAUCCAACGGCACGUUCCGGUCUGACAUCGCCGAUCCGAUAGUUAAACCAAUGUUGCAGUUUUUAAGCCGGACCAAGUCUUUCUAUUUCCUCGAUGUUUACCCUUAUUUUCCUUGGUCCACCGACUCCAAUAACAUUAACCUCGAUUACGCGCUUUUCGUAUCCCGAACGAUAAAAUACACCGACCCGGUUUCCAAUCUAACCUACAGUAAUUUGUUUGACCAGAUGGUUGACUCCGUUAUUUUCGCAAUGGAAAAACUCGGGUAUCCGGAUGUUCGGAUCUGGAUAGCGGAAACAGGUUGGCCCAAUGCCGGCGAUAUCGAUCAAAUAGGAGCCAACAUUUACAAUGCCGCUACUUACAACAGAAAUGUUAUCAAGAAACUAACUGCCAAGCCUCCAGUUGGAACUCCGGCCCGACCGGGACGGGUUCUACCGUCUUUCAUAUUCGCUCUUUAUAAUGAGAACCAGAAGCCAGGUCCGGGAACGGAGCGGCACUUCGGGUUAUUAUAUCCAAAUGGGUCCAACGUGUAUGGGAUCGAUUUGAGUGGGAAGACUCCGGAUUCGGCGUACGAGCCGUUGCCAAAGCCAACAAACGACGAGCCGUAUAAGGGGAAGGUUUGGUGCGUGGCGGCUAGAAGAGUCAAUGCGAGCGAGUUGGGUUCAGCAUUAUCGUACGCAUGUUCGCAAGGGAAUAAGACUUGUGACCCGAUUCAAUCCGGAAAAGAAUGCUUCAAACCCGAUUCGUUGGUUUGGCAUGCUAGCUACGCCUUUAGCUCUUAUUGGUCGCAGUUCAAGAAGACCGGUGCGACCUGUUAUUUUAACGGCUUGGCUACUCCAACGGCCAAAGAUCCAAGUUUUGGGCGCUGUAAGUUUCCAAGUGUGACCCUUUGAAGUUCUCUAGUAAGUCGUCAGGGGAGUGAUUUGGGUCCCCCUUUCAUUCAUUUUUAUGUAGAGGGUAACUUUUUGGCUGGCUGUCGGCACACAAACAAACCUCUCUUCUCUAGUUCAAUCUUCAUCAAGUAAAAUGGGCACCCAAAUCACUUUGUAUUGCGCUGUAGUUUUAUUUAUUAUAUCAAUCACUCAUUUGUUUGGUCGGUGACAAUAGAGUACUUUAUUGAAAUUUAAUUGUUUGCUCUGCCCUCUAUUAAUCUGAUUGAUAAAUUUUCAUUUCAACAA
Gossypium raimondii (Peruvian cotton) is the source of this 1907-nucleotide messenger RNA. RefSeq names its product probable glucan endo-1,3-beta-glucosidase A6. Lineage: Eukaryota; Viridiplantae; Streptophyta; Magnoliopsida; Malvales; Malvaceae. The record is from RefSeq and is a predicted model, not a curated record. Gene Ontology annotation, biological process: carbohydrate metabolic process. Gene Ontology annotation, molecular function: hydrolase activity, hydrolyzing O-glycosyl compounds. Gene Ontology annotation, cellular component: plasma membrane. The transcript is spliced from 3 exons. The coding region runs from base 228 to 1622 and encodes 464 amino acids.